AUGGCCAUUGCAAAGAUUACUUGCGAACAUGUAACCUUAACCUGCCGUAGAUGUAUUGAAGAGGACUGUAUUCCGUGUGCCUUGGAGUCUGAUGAGUUAGUUCUGUUUUGCGGGCGAACGCAAUGUCGUAACACAACAGUUUUUUCACCAAGUUGUAGUCGGCUAAUUUUGUGGUUUUUACUGUUUAGCGGGCGAUCGCAUUGUCGUGGGGCAACUGUUCUUUCACCAAAUUCAUUAAGCAAGCGAACCCAAUGUCGUAAGACAACAGUUUUUUCACCAAAUUCGGGCGAUCGCAUUGUCGUGGGGCAACUGUUCUUUCACCAAAUUCCGGCGAACGCAAUGUCGUGGGGCAACCGUUCUUGCGCUAAAUUGUACGGUGCCUUGAAUGGGAGUCACUUCUACCGCUACUUUCGUACAGUGCCCUAAAUCUCUUUAUGGAUCCUUUGUUGGAUGAAGAAUUGGCUAAUCUGAGAUGGCCAACUUUAUCAAUAAGGACCAAGUGGAGAGGUUCCGUCGUACUGGUAGAGUGCGUAUUCACGAAGAUGAAUGUGUCAACUGGACUAAAUACGAAGAACUGUCUAAGAAAUUGAAGAUUGGAUUGCCGGUGAUGAUGAUGAUUCCAAAUACGAUUGAAAGAAUUUACAACAUUUUGAAGCUGCUAUUGAUAUCAUUUUUGUUUAUUUUGUUAAAAGUUAUAAACAGAGUAUUAUAAUUGCUUAUUAUUAUCCUCUUUUUUUGCUUGUAUUGUUAAAAGUGUUGUAUAUAAUAAGAAAUUUCGUUUCUGAUUCUACAUGUUUGAAUAAAAAUGUAGUUUUAUAAA
Dalotia coriaria is the source of this 820-nucleotide messenger RNA. RefSeq lists its product as uncharacterized. NCBI's taxonomy places the organism in Eukaryota, Metazoa, Arthropoda, Insecta, Coleoptera, Staphylinidae. The coding region runs from base 1 to 426 and encodes 141 amino acids. The transcript has 11 exons. The record is from RefSeq and is a predicted model, not a curated record.